AUGACGAAUCUUGGCGAGAAGCUCACUGACGAGGAGGUCGAUGAGAUGAUCCGCGAAGCGGAUAUCGAUGGAGAUGGACAAGUGAACUAUGAAGAAUUCGUUACGAUGAUGACGACCAAGUAA
This is a messenger RNA of Cooperia oncophora, 123 nucleotides long. Lineage: Eukaryota; Metazoa; Nematoda; Chromadorea; Rhabditida; Trichostrongylidae. The record is from the annotation of a GenBank genome assembly.